Aaosphaeria arxii CBS 175.79 is the source of this 1428-nucleotide messenger RNA. Its product is annotated as general substrate transporter. The record is from RefSeq and is a predicted model, not a curated record. Lineage: Eukaryota; Fungi; Ascomycota; Dothideomycetes; Pleosporales. Bases 1 to 1428 code for a protein of 475 amino acids. The transcript has 7 exons. Gene Ontology annotation, molecular function: carbohydrate:proton symporter activity. Gene Ontology annotation, cellular component: membrane. Gene Ontology annotation, biological process: transmembrane transport; carbohydrate transport.
AUGGGACUUUCCAAUUUUCUGCAAGGUAGACUCUUACGAUGGGCCAUCACUGUUAGUGCCGGUAGUUGUUAUUUGCUCUUUGGUUACGAUCAGGGUGUUCUUGGUGGUUUGGUAACACAGCCAAGCUUUUUGGACGCAAUUGGACGCCCGAGUUCAAGUUUCUUGGGUACCAUUGUGGCUCUGUACAAUAUUGGUUGUUUGGCUGGAUGUAUCUUUGCUGCCUUAUUUGGAAACAGGCUGGGCCGAAAGAACACUGUCCUCCUUGGAAGUGUGAUUAUGGUCGUUGGCGGAGUCAUUCAAACUGCCACUUAUGGGGCGGCGCAACUGAUUGUCGGUCGGUUGGUUUCUGGGCUCGGAAAUGGUAUGAACACGUCCACAAUUCCAGUAUACGUAUCGGAAUGCUCGCCCGCAAAAUAUCGAGGUAGAUCUGUCGCAAUACAGCUCUCUAUCGUUAUUUUCGGCACUGUUGUAGCUUACUGGCUGGACUAUGGAACUAUCAAAAACCUGACUGGAGAGGUUGUCUGGCGAUUUCCAAUUGCAUUUCAGAAUGUCUUUGCUUUGUUCACAAUCUUUACUCUUCCAUUUCUUCCGGAGACUCCCCGAUGGUUAUAUUCUCAAGGCCGCAAAGAAGAGGCAGUAAGUGUUCUUGCCAGACUGCAGGGUAGUAGUGUGGAUGACCCCCAAGUCAAGAUGAUCGAAGCGGAGAUGGCAGCUGCCUUGCAGCUCGAAGAGGAGUCGGUCAAAUUUUCAUUCAAAGAUCUUAUCAACGACAAGACUCCAGUAAAGAACACACGCCGUCUCGUUCUAUGCUUUAUGAUCCAAUUCUGGCAGCAGUUUACCGGUAUAAACGUAAUUGCCUUCUACGUAACUAUUGUAUUAGAGGUCAACGUUGGCUUGUCUCGCGAGACAAGCAGUCUUGUUGCUGGCUGCAUCCAGAUUGCUUUUUGGCUAGGAACACUACCGCCCAUAUUUUUUCUUGAUAAGCUGGGCCGUCGUCCUACAUUACUAUUCGGUUCAAUUGCACUUCUUACUGCCAUGGCCAUUUUUACCGCUGGCAUUGCAGUCAAUACGAAGGCAACCGCAAACAUGGCGCUUGCAAUGCUUUUCCUUUACGAAAUAUCGUUCGGCAUGUCUUGGAACUCUAUUCCAUGGCUGUAUGCGGCAGAAAUAACACCCAUGCAACUACGUCAUGUUGGAUCUGCCGUUGCCACGUUUUCGGAAUGGUUGUGGACCUUUGUCAUUGCUCAAAUUACACCCCACGCGAUUGAAAAUGCUGGUUGGAAAUUCUACUUGCUCUUUUGCGUAAUGAUUACUUUGAACAUUCCCUUCACCUUCUUCUUUUUCCCUGAGGUAAGUGUCAUCUUUACAAUGCAACGGCAAUUCGAAUAUUCACUAAGCGCAUUUUCAGACAAGCGGAAAGACUCUUGA